AUGUCCAAGACGACCCCCAAUCCUGUGGCUUCGACCUACGGGUCUCUUGCCUCAGCGAGUGCGAGUGGCGGAGGUUCCACGGCGCAAUCGAUUCCACACCCAGAACCGAUCUCGUCGAGUACACAGCACAUAGCGGGGAUUCUAGUGACGGUGUUCGGGCUCGACGAGGUUCCUCCCGGCACAAACGAUAUUGCGUGUCUCUGGCUUUUGCACCCUCGGCUGCAGACGCAGGCGUGCAUGGCGCCCUUUGCGGCGCACAUUAUUUCGGAGUGGAACAAGCACCAGCACCAGACGAAGCCACGGAGUGGGAGGAAGAAGAACAAGGGCCUGAUAGCCGUAUCGUUCGACCAACGGAACCACGGCUCUCGACUGGUAUCCGCGAUCGCCAACGAGGCGUGGCGGUCCGGGAAUGAACACCACGCCCCGGACAUGUUCAGCCAGUUCGCAGGCACGGCGCUCGACACCUCACUCCUCCUCGACUAUCUCCCCGGAUACAUCUUCACCGGCGGCGCCAGUGAUCCCCGGAGGAUCUGCCAGAACCUCGUCCUGGGGAUCAGCCUGGGCGGCCACGCGGCAUGGCACGUCCUGAUGCACGACCCCCGGUUCUCCGCCGCGGUCGUCACCAUCGGCUGUCCGGAUUAUACACGCCUAAUGACGGACCGGGCACGUCUGUCGAAGCGCAAGACAUACACGUCCUCGUCACCCCCCGGGCGCGAGUUCCUGGGAAGCGCGGAUUUCCCGCACAGUUUGGUCGAGGCGGUGAAAAAGUCCGAUCCCGCCGGUUACAUCUGGUCCCUGCCCGGACUGAACUGGCGCGAGGACCAGGAAAAGUUACACACCGAUCUCACCGACGACGAGAGGGCGAUACUGUUGCCCGUCAUGACGCGGUGUUUCGGCAACAAACGCCUCCUGAACCUCUCGGGCGGAGCGGAUAAAUUGGUCCCCUACGCGCACUCGAAGCCGUUCAUUGACUGGCUGAAAGCCAUCACGAAGAAAGGGGCAUGGUUCGAGGGCAGCGGGUUCGUGCUCGAGGAUAUUGUCUUUGAAGGUGUGGGGCAUGAUGUGCCCAGCUCGAUGGUGCCGCAUAUGGUGAGGUUUGUCAUGGAGACGCUCGAGGAUGAAAAGGUAGAAGCGAUGGAAUUGCAGUUGGGUGGAGGAGCGGGGAGGUUGGGAAGUAAGAUAUAA
Fonsecaea multimorphosa CBS 102226 is the source of this 1185-nucleotide messenger RNA. RefSeq lists its product as uncharacterized. Bases 1 to 1185 code for a protein of 394 amino acids. The record is from RefSeq and is a predicted model, not a curated record. The transcript has a single exon. NCBI's taxonomy places the organism in Eukaryota, Fungi, Ascomycota, Eurotiomycetes, Chaetothyriales, Herpotrichiellaceae.